Molecule: messenger RNA, 750 nt
Organism: Manihot esculenta (cassava)
Lineage: Eukaryota; Viridiplantae; Streptophyta; Magnoliopsida; Malpighiales; Euphorbiaceae
Product: 17.3 kDa class I heat shock protein
Exons: 1
Coding region: 133-585 (150 amino acids)
Biological process (GO): response to heat; protein folding; protein complex oligomerization
Source: RefSeq, a predicted model, not a curated record
CUAGAAGAGCUUUUAAACCCCGUAAUCCAGAACUCUCUGGAACCAAUAUUCCUUUAUAAUCAACUCAAACGACGGUUGCCUACAAUCAUUAUAUCAAGGUUGCCAUUUCACGAUCAGAGCUGCAUCGUCACCAUGUCGAUCACUGCCUUCUUCGGUAACCGUCGACCCAACGCCUUCGACCCAUUUUCACUCGAUAACUGGGACCCAUUCGACGGAUUCCCUUUCCCCUCCAUCACCUCCAACGACCGCCCCAGCACACGAAUCGAUUGGAAGGAAACCCCAACAGCUCACGUUUUCAAGGCCGAUGUUCCUGGGCUGCGGAAAGAGGAACUAAAAGUGGAAGUUGAAGACGGAAAGGUUUUGCAGAUUAGUGGAGAGAGAAGCAAGGAGGAGAAGUCAGCCGGGGACACGUGGCACCGAAUUGAGAGGAGCAGCGGAAAGUUCUCGCGGAGAUUCAGGUUGCCAGACGAUGCUAUAGUCCAGGAUGUGAAAGCGAGCAUGGAAAGUGGAGUGCUCACUGUGACUCUGCCUAAAGAGGCAGAGAAGAAGAAUGCUGAUGUGAGGUCUAUUCAGAUCUCUGAUUGAAAAUUUUCUCCGAUGCGAGUGGACUUAGUGGGUAUGUCUCUGCUUCUUUGUUAGUAUUUUCCAUUUGGGUUUUCUCUGAAAACGUUGAAGUUGGGCUUCUGUUCUUGAUUAAGCUCGUGCUUGUUGAGUACUAAUAACUGAAUAUAUGCAAUGGCAUUUGUUCCA